Molecule: messenger RNA, 2289 nt
Organism: Alternaria infectoria
Lineage: Eukaryota; Fungi; Ascomycota; Dothideomycetes; Pleosporales; Pleosporaceae
Exons: 7
Coding region: 1-2289 (762 amino acids)
Molecular function (GO): hydrolase activity, acting on carbon-nitrogen (but not peptide) bonds
Source: RefSeq, a predicted model, not a curated record
AUGCUCGCGUGGCUCACCCUCCUCAUGGGCCUAUCCAUCAGUCUACUAUUCGGCGCGACCACUGCCUCAUCUGCCCAGUUCUUGAGCCCCGAGGCGCAGGCUAAUCGCACCGCACAUGGUCUGGUACCUGAUGUGUUCACCAAUUCGGUUCAGAUCAUCCUUGAGCGUUACUCGAUUGCGGACUUCUACUGGUCGUUGUAUCUAGGUCCUUAUGGUGUGAAGAUGAAUGCCUGCAAACCAGGAGACUUCAAGCUCGGCUCGCAGAUAGGUGAUUUCGACUACGAUCGCAACGACAUCAACAACCCCCCAAACCCACCCGCGACGGAGCUACCUGUUCCCGAGUGGAUGGGCCGCAAGGACUGCAACUGGAAGACCAACGGUCACGGUGAUGUCGGUCAGUUCGACUACUACGACUCCUCGGUCCAGAUCCUCCUCCUCCGAUCCUCCGGUACAGAGUACUAUUGGCAAAUGUACCAAGGCCCAGCCCUGGUAUCUGUGGAUCCUUGCGGCUACCCAGACCCCUUUAAGGUCGCGGAUUUUAAAGGCGUGUACCAUUACGGACGAGACGCGAUUGACAACCCUCCGCAAGCUCCUGCUAUGGAUCUCAAGUUAUUGAAGUGGAUGGACCAUGAUGAUUGCGUGUGGAGAACGCAAGGGCCAGAAAAUGCUACCGCCUUCGUCAACGGACGAGUAUACACCGUGGACGAUGCGCAACCAUGGGUUGAAGCCUUCAUCGUCAAUCCCGACGGCAAGUUUGAAGCUGUCGGCUCGAACGAGGAGAUCAGAACCAUUGCUAAAAGAAGAGGACUCGUUCAGUACCAACUACAAGAGAAAUUUGUCAUGCCCGGUAUCCACGACGCUCAUACUCACCUCUUAGCGGCUGGAUGCCAGCGCACUGGGGAAGCACACGUCGGCUGGGAUAGCACCGACAAGACCCUCGCCAGCAACAUCAAGUCAGCUUCCUGUGCCUGCGCUUUUUCAAAUGUCAUGGGCAACUGGAUUAUAGGCAACUUUUACCAGGCAAGCAACUUUGCCGAUGGCAUUCCCGACAGAAAAUACCUCGAUGAGCUGUACCCCGACGACCCCGUAAUCGUGCGCGAAAUAUCCUGCCAUCGAAUUCUCGUGAAUUCUGCUGGGUUGCGUGAGAUGGGUAUCGACGACGACGUCAAGGACCCGCCUGGGGGUUUCUUCUUUCGUCGAACUGAUGGCACACUCACCGGAGAGAUUGUCGAGGCUGCAACAACUCCAAUCUGGCGUGGUCUACCGCGCACACCACUCAGCUAUGCCAAGACUGUCAUCGAGUUUGCCAUGUCUGAAUGUCAUAGGUAUGGCAUUACAUCCGUGCAAGAGGCAUCGGCCAACACCGUCUAUCUGCACGCCGUGCGUGAGCUGGAAGCGGAGAAUCGCCUGCCUCUAAACAUACACACACACAUUGUUGCCGCACCGGAGAAAGCUCACGAGCGCGAGGAAUCACUGGCAGCUCUGCUCAAUGUUGCAGAAGCUUUUGAGAGCAAACAUGUUCACACGAGCUUUGUCAAGUUCUUCCUCGACGGCGCUCCGCUUCCUCCACAGUCCACCCAAUGCAAUUUGAACGACCAUGGAGCGCCCGAUGCUAAGCAUUUGCUGUUGAGCUACGACAAGCUACUCGAACAAGUUCUCAAAUACGAUGCUCGGAACAUGACAUGCAAGAUCCACGCCGCAGGCGAGGGAAGCUUGCGGCUUGCGCUGGACGCCUACGAGGCUGUGCGAAAGAACAACCCCAACGGUCCCAAGCACGAGGUUGCGCAUUGUAAUGCAGUCCAUCCAGAUGACAUCCCACGGAUCGCACGCCUGGGCCUUACCGCCGAAAUGUCCCCGGCAAUUUGGCACCAUCCCAUUGUGCAAGCAGCGCCCCAUCUGCUCAAGUGGCCCUUCAACGAUAUUCUGGCUACGGGCGCUCGUAUGACGAUUGGCACGGAUUGGAUCUUGACUCCCAACCCGAGUUUGUUCGAUCCACUUGCACACCUGGUGGAGAGACUUGAAGUGCCUGAAACACCAGCCCAUAAGGGAUUGAACAAAAGGCUGGUAGCCGCUGCAACGCUCUGCCGUAUGAUCACGUUGGGAGGUGCAGAAGCGGUGGGAAGAAGUCGCACGCAGGGCAGCAUUGAAGUUGGGAAGAUGGCAAACUUCAUUGCUGUUGACCAGGACUUGAGUCAGGGAGAGUUUGCUGGAGCUACAGUCUUGAAGACUUGGUUUGAGGGACGACAGGUGUAUAGUUCUGUGCCGGGCCAGUUGGGGUUGAAAUGUUGA